Molecule: messenger RNA, 1302 nt
Organism: Paramecium octaurelia
Lineage: Eukaryota; Ciliophora; Oligohymenophorea; Peniculida; Parameciidae
Source: the annotation of a GenBank genome assembly
AUGUCUGAAGAAGAGGAGGAAGAAUACUUCAAUAUAAACAGCGAGCAUCAUCAAAUCUGCGAUGAUUCUGAAGACAGGAAAUAACACAAACCAUAAAACAGCAAGGUGUUGAUCAAUUUGGGCGUUUUCGCUCUCUUUAUAGCCAUCUCCUCAUUGAUCUUCAUGGGCUAAUUGGCUAAGAAAUCAAGAGAAGAUAAAAAACCAAACAUCUUGCCCUUCCAUAAUCCCAAUAAUCGUUCAGAACUUCUAUGUCCCCUGAAUACAUCAUUUGACACUAGCUAGUUCAGUUGCAUGAGUUGUUCCCAAAAUUGUGAAUAUUGUUAUCACGAAUACAAAUAGAGAUGUGUUUAAUGCAUUCAUCCGUAUAAAUUGAAACAAGAUAUUUGUGUUGAAGAUUGUGUGUCCAUUGACAAUGUUUGUAUAAAUACAACAGAUGAUUUACUUAAUUUGUAUAAUUACUCAAUAGUUGAUUUGGGAACAGAAUUAAGAAUAAAUCAAUUAUUCUAAGUUGAAAUUCACACUCAUCUAUUUGAAAAUCUUUACAUCCUAUUCCCUCCACUUGGUUAAUCAUUUAAUUAUUUCUAUGAACACGUAAAAUUACCAGAAUUGGCUUAAUAAUUGAAUGCAACACUCUUUGUGUUUUCAACACCAUAUACAGAAGUGUUAUAAGUCUAAGAAAUCUCAGAUUCAAUUGAUGAUGAAUUUAGGUAUAUAGAAAGAGUCUAUGAGUUUGUUAAACCAUAUUUAUCAGAAAAUACGAAGACAAUCAACAUUAUUGGCUUAGGAGAAAUGCUCUUCUUUGCUCAUCGUUUAUCCACCUUUAUGUAUCAGUAUUUAUUAUUUGUAAGAGUUAAGAAAAUGCCUACAUCCUUGGAAACCAAUGUGACUGUGAUUUUAAUGCAAACUUUGUAAAUCCCAUUGUCAGAAUCAUUAAAUUUAAGUUUCUUGUAGCUACAGCACUUACUGGCUUACAUCGAUUAAGGAUGGGACAUAUCCCAUAAAGAAAAUAAGACUGAUCUUAUAGCCAAUAAUGAGGACAACCUUUUUUCUUAAAUUCAGUAGUUUCUCUUGCAUCUUAGCUUUAACAAUUUAGUCAAUCCAUCUUACAAUAUGAAAAUAAAUGUUGUUGUUAUGUCUGAGAGAGGAUGCAAUGACAUAUCAGAUUUAUAUUAAGACGGUUUCAAUGCCAAGAAUUUUAUGUAGAUAUUCUUAGAAGACAGUCAUUUGGCAACAUAGUUUGCAAGAUUAAUCAGCCUGCAAUGAGUUUGUAAUUAGACAAGUUAUUUUGAGUAAUUGUUAUUG